AUGAGCUCAUCCACCGCUUCCGUGUCGGCUGCGACGCCGACGCAACAUCCUUUCCAACGUAGAAUUGAUGGCAUCAAGCCGUCAAAGACAGACAUUAAUUUUGUCAUUAUGGACUACCUGGUCAGCGAAGGUUACCCUAGAGCCGCUGAGAAGUUCGCAAAGGAAGCGAACAUCCGGCUACCUCUUGAAGAGGAGUCCAUUCAGUCACGCGUAGAAAUACGUCAGGCGAUUCAUGCAGGCGACAUUGAUACCGCCAUCACCAAGAUUAAUGAUUUAAACCCCCAGAUUCUCGACACCGAUCCCGCUCUUCACUUUGCAUUGCUCCGUCUUCAACUCAUUGAGCUGAUUCGGACAUGCACUGCAACCGCAACAUCGGAUAUCACCCCUGCUCUCAGCUUCGCGUCAUCGCAACUCGCUCCCCGCGCAGCUACCAACAAGGAAUUCUUGAAAGACUUAGAGCUCACUAUGUCCCUGCUUAUCUUUUUGCCUGCACCUGCUAGUUCCCUUCAAAAGGAACUGACGGAGUUGCUGGAACCGUCUCUACGUCGCAAGGUGGCGAGCCAGGUCAAUGAAGCCAUUUUGACUAGCCUUGGUGCCCAUGGUGAGGCGAGGAUGCGCAGCCUAGUGCGCCUGCGACACUGGGCGGAAACCAAGGCUAGAGCUGCAGGCAAGGACAUUCCUCCGGUUCUGUCACUUGGCUUGCAGGAGGCAGAUGAGAAGCCGAUGGGGAGCAAUGGUAGCAAUGGGGACUCUGCGGAUGUCAUGGUGCAGUAG
Plenodomus lingam JN3 is the source of this 774-nucleotide messenger RNA. RefSeq lists its product as uncharacterized. The record is from RefSeq and is a predicted model, not a curated record. Gene Ontology annotation, biological process: proteasome-mediated ubiquitin-dependent protein catabolic process. Gene Ontology annotation, cellular component: nucleus; cytoplasm. Gene Ontology annotation, molecular function: protein binding. NCBI's taxonomy places the organism in Eukaryota, Fungi, Ascomycota, Dothideomycetes, Pleosporales, Leptosphaeriaceae.